AUGCAAAGCAGCCGGGGUCCGCCGGCGCUCAGCGUUACCGCGGAGAGCUGCAUCCCGGCUGGCCUGCGCCUGGGUCCGGUGUCCGGCACCUUCAAACUGGGCAAGUACUUGUCCGAUCGCAGGGAGCCGGGACCCAAGAAAAAGGUGCGGAUGGUGAGAGGGGAACUGGUGGACGAAGCCGGGGGCUCUGCUGUGGAGUGGAUAGGGUUAAUCCGGGCUGCCAGGCACUCUCAAGAACAGACCUUGGAAGCUAUUGCAGAUCUACCGGGCGGACAGAUUUUCUACCGGGCGCUGCGAGACGUCCAGCCGGGAGAGGAGCUGACCGUGUGGUAUUCCAGCUCCUUGGCUCAGUGGUUUGACAUCCCCACCACCGCUACUCCGACGCACGACGAAAAAGGCGAAGAGCGCUACAUCUGCUGGUACUGCUGGCGGACCUUCAAGUACCCCAACAGCCUCAAGGCGCACGUCCACUUCCACUGCGUACUGAACAACGGCCGCAGCUUCCUGGGCUCGCCGGAACACGCCCGGCCUUCGGACCUGUUCAGCCUGUCGCUGAAGCCCGCGGCUGCGCCGGCGUCCUUAAGGACCCACUGCACUGGCGGAUCCAGGGAGAGCAUCAAGCGGGAAUCCUCGGGCUCGCCGCCAGUGGCCAAGGCGGGUGGCGGCGGGCGCAAGGCGGCGGCCAAAGAGGAGCAGGAGAGGGCCUUGGACAUGAGCGUCAGCUCGACGGGACGGGGUCCAGGGCAGUUCCUGGGCUUGUUGGGCAGCGGCGGCAGCAACGGGCUGUCCUUCUACCCCGGGGCAAGGUCCGCCUUCAAGCCCGCCGGCCUGGCCAAAGCGAACCAGGCGGACUCUUCUCCACCGGCUUCUUCUUUCCGGGAAGAGGGCAAGGCCAGCGGCUUCAGCAAGCUCUUGGGGAGCCUCAAGCCCAGCCGCUCCAGCGGCGAAGGUCCCCUGGGCUGCCAUGCGGCUACCGCGCCGCCUCACUCAGCGGCGGCGGCAGGCUUGGCUUAUUCGGGGGCCGCCCGAGGCUUCCCACUGCUCUCGCACUUCGAGGAGACGUCUGCCUUCAAGCACGUCGAGAGGGGUCUCCACGCCAGCCUGUCGCCGCCCGCCUCCGCCCGCUACCCGCCUCUCCCCAGCGGGCUCCACCUGGAGCGCUUCGCAGCCGCCCUGCCGCCCUUCGACGGGCUCAAGCCCUUCUCUGCGUCGGCUGAGUGCAGCCUCCCGCCCUUCAUGCCUUUCACCGUUUACAACGGCGAGCUGCUCUACAGCGCCCCUUACUACCCGCUCAAGCUGCACUUUGGCAACCUCCUCAAGUACCCGGAGUCCGUGUCCUAUUUCAACGGGGCUGCUGCUGCGGCGGCUGCAGCGGCUGCAGCGGCAGCAGGCCUGAACCCGUCGGAGCUGGGCUCCCUGGCCAGCAUCGACCGCGAGAUCGCCAUGCACACGCAGCAGCUGUCGGAGAUCGCGGCGGCCGAAAAGAGUCGCGGGCGCUUGGAGAGCUUGCAGCCAUCCGCGCCGUCGGGCCCGGCAGGCAGCAAGCCCAAGACGGGCCACUUGUGCCUGUAUUGCGGCAAGCUGUACUCGCGCAAGUACGGCCUGAAGAUCCACAUGCGGACUCACACAGGCUACAAGCCGCUCAAGUGCAAGGUGUGCUUGCGCCCCUUCGGAGACCCCAGCAACCUCAACAAGCACAUCCGCCUGCACGCCGAGGGCAACACGCCCUACCGCUGCGAGUUCUGCGGCAAAGUGCUGGUCCGGCGCCGGGACCUGGAGAGGCACGUCAAGUCCCGGCACCCGGGCCAGAGCUUGCCCAAGGGCGGCGCCGGCGGCGCAGAGGACAGGAGCGGCGCCGACGCCGCCGGGUACACACGCCCGGAGCUGCAGGAGCCAAAGACUGACAACGAGAGCGACGUCGACGUCUGCUUCACGGACGAUCAGAGCGACCAAGACACGGGCGGCAGCAGCAGCGGAGGCGGAGGCGGAGGCUGCCGGGCCAAGGAGCAGCAAUAG
Messenger RNA from Zootoca vivipara (common lizard), 2016 nucleotides. NCBI's taxonomy places the organism in Eukaryota, Metazoa, Chordata, Lepidosauria, Squamata, Lacertidae. The record is from RefSeq and is a predicted model, not a curated record.